AUGUCGAAACAAUAUCUCUCCUGGGGUGCUGCGGACAAUGCGCACUCUGUUGAUAUUUUCGCACUGGCCGUAACAGAUAAGCAAGUCCUGUCUGUGUCAGGCUCUCCUUCUAUCAAAGUGCACUCCACUGCAGACACCGAGUUCCCACUGGCGCAGUCCAUCGAAGAUGCCCACGAGAUUGGGUGCCACCACAUUGUGACCGAUGCCAGAGGCUCACGCGCGAUCAGUGCUGGAUUCGAUGGUAAAAUAAAGGCCUGGGCAUGCCAGGAUGGCUACUGGGUUGCCGACCAAAAAGUGAUUGCCGACCUCAAGGCAGUUGACCUUUGGGCCAUAGCUCUGUCUGAAGAUGGACAGUACCUUGCUGGUGUUACCAAGGAGGGACGCAUCAAUGUAUUCGAUUUGGCUGCUAAUGGUACUCAAAUCCGAGACCACGAGACCAAGGGUAGCUUCGGGUAUUGUAUUGACUUGUCUGCUGAUGGUCGUUUCAUUGCUUCUGGCCACGAAAACGGCGCUGUCUACAUCUUUACUACCGAAACAGGGCGCAUGCCGUUCUCUCUCUCAGGCUUGGUUAAACCCGUAAGAAACGUAGCCUUCUCGCCCGGAGGAAAGAUUCUGGCAGCAGCUGGUGACUCCAAGAUGAUUGUGCUCUACGACACUUCCUCGGGAGAACAAAUUGCCAACCUAUCCGGUCAUUCUGGAUGGGUCUUGUCCCUUUCUUGGAGCAACACUGGUGAAUAUCUUCUGAGCAGUUCAUUCGACGGCAAGGUUAAAGUCUGGUCCAUGGAGACCAAGAACUGCGUUGCUACUCACUCCGAGACAGAGAAGGCUGUGUGGAGUGCCAAAUGGCUCCCAAAGAUCGGGAAGACAGAGGGAUUUGCAACUGCUGGCGCCAACCGAAGCAUCGCAUUUUACCGCGAGGCCACGGGAUAA
Molecule: messenger RNA, 930 nt
Organism: Penicillium antarcticum
Lineage: Eukaryota; Fungi; Ascomycota; Eurotiomycetes; Eurotiales; Aspergillaceae
Product: SKI complex subunit WD repeat protein SKI8
Exons: 7
Coding region: 1-930 (309 amino acids)
Cellular component (GO): Cdc73/Paf1 complex
Molecular function (GO): protein binding
Source: RefSeq, a predicted model, not a curated record